Messenger RNA from Trypanosoma cruzi, 1134 nucleotides. RefSeq lists its product as uncharacterized. The record is from RefSeq and is a predicted model, not a curated record. Lineage: Eukaryota; Euglenozoa; Kinetoplastea; Trypanosomatida; Trypanosomatidae. The transcript has a single exon. Bases 1 to 1134 code for a protein of 377 amino acids.
AUGCCGUCCUCAAGGAAUUGCGACGCGUCUGCGGUCACAUGGAGAUCUCCCGGGCCACAUCCACGCCCCUCAUGCUGGGCAGCGCGUUGUUACCUUGACACUGUGAGCCGCAACGAGGCGGGCGUCCUCCGGCCACGGCACGCCAAGGACGCCCUGGACGGUGUCAGACGAUCGGCCCUUGAAGCGGCCUGCGUCUCUCUGGGACCGUACGACGCAGGCCGCUGGACGGACGGCUCGUCUUCUCUCGUUGAGCAUGCGUCUGGGUCCGCUGCGCUGCCACUUGGCUCCCCGGACAGCUGCGCUGCCACUUGGCUCCCCGGACAGCCGCGCUGCCUGUGGGGCCUCACCGCGCAGCUGCUGGCAGCCUUGCGUGCUCCUGCCGAGCGGAGCGUCCUGCCACCGAUCAUGGCCACAGACAGUUCCCAGUUCCCCGUCUGGCAGCAGCAUCCCAAUCGCCCACACGAGUUCCUGCUGCCACAGACUCCCUCUCGGCGAUGGAGUCGCUCCGCCUUGGCUCGCUGGCGGUGCGCGACGGCGUCGCCGAGAAGAUUUGUACCGUGCCGCUUUCGCUGGCGGAUCGGGGUUGCACUGUUGGCUCCACAUUUUCCCAUGACACCGCGGAGUGCCACGCAGCGUGACAGCGGACGCCAACGCCAUCAUUGCGCGAUCCCUCCCGCAGGACUGCGUCAAUGCCUGGCACGUGGGCUUCCUCACUGCAGUGAAGCGACGGGAUUGGAGGGAAGACAAGGAGGAAAAGGAAGGCGCGCACACCGCAUGACAGGCGCUUGUCGGUGUGGCAGGACUCCAUUCCUGGUUUCAACUCGGACAUCUUUCCCGAGUGGCGGCUCCGCGCACAGGCGUGAUGCGACUCCUGCCCACUCUUCGACAGGUCUGCACGCCCUGCGGAUCACAAGGAACCCUCUGUGUCGGUGGUGCCGCCCUUUCUUCACUGCGGUGACCGGCCCGCCUCUGCCUCCGCCGGAACCUCUUCCAGGCGUGAGCGCUGCAACUCCUUGCCGACCAGCGAGUGGCGGAUUGACGUCCUCCUGCCCAACCUGCGGCAGAGUGCGCUUGUCCGUCCACAGUAUGAGGGCACAUGCUCGACGUACUCGGCCUGGCGUUAUAAUAGUUUGA